UCCUCCGCGUUUUUACGUCGCGCGCGCGGAUACACGCGCUCGCCGCCGCGCGCGCGGAACCGUGUCCCCGGUGCCAGACAGCGGCGCGCGGAGCGAUCCUCGCGAUCCUGCUGCUGCUGCUGCUGUCGUCCCGUCCUGACCGGUGGUGCGUCGCGAUAUAGGUGGUGCGUGCACGACGACGCAUACGCGCGAGUACGCGUGAUAUACGCGCCGCCUGUCUCUCGGCCGCUUACGUUGCCUACGACAUACGGGAAAUACACGGCGCGGAGGGUGAGACGCUGGCCGGGGGUAGUGGUUGCGAGAGGGAGACGGUAGAAGAGAUCGAGCGAGAAAGAGAGAGAGAGAACGAGACGAGGGGAAACGAUCAGGAGGGGUGCGCGGGCACGAAGAGAACAGGAAGAAGGAGGGAGACAGAGGGAGACCGACGUGCUUACGACAUGUGUCCGUGCUGAGGAUCGUAUCCCCGACCGUGCCGACGUACGAGGGUGCGCCUUAAGGCUGGGUGACCGGCUCCGCCGCGGGUGAGGGCGCGGGGUGAGAGACGAACGAGGAGAAACAUAAAAGAAAAAUUUCUCGUCGUUCCCUUGGUGCCGUUCUUCAGGGUUUUCUCUCUCUCUCUCUCCCUCGCCGUCGUCUACGCGGGACCACCGAUGCAGACCUUACGGAAAAAAAGUCCGUGCAAGUUCAAGAAUGACCCAACCCGUUUCUUGGGGGGCGUAUCGUUUAAGGCGAAGCUGAUCGGCAUUCUGGAGGUAUCGGAAGCGCGCGGUGACCGAAUGUGCCAGGCGGCCUUGGCUGACCUGAAGAUGGCGAUUCGCGCCGCCGGUGAGCACAAGCAACGAAUUGCCGUUCAGGUCAGCAUAGACGGGCUUCGUUUGAGGGACGAAAAGACGGGGGACUGCCUGUACCAUCAUCCAGUGCAUAAAAUAUCGUUUAUCGCCCAAGAUAUGAGCGACUCGAGAGCCUUCGGAUAUAUUUUCGGUUCACCGGAUACCGGACAUCGAUUCUUCGGCAUUAAAACUGACAAGGCGGCAAGUCAGGUGGUGAUAGCGAUGCGGGACUUAUUUCAAGUGGUGUUCGAGCUGAAGAAGAAGGAGAUCGAGCUGGCGAAACAGCACAUAGAGCAGAAUGCCAUUAACGCGAUUAAAUUCCACACCGGCGGUAUUUUCGUUGAGUCGACGCCUGACACUAAGGGCGCAGCGGGCACCGAGUCAUCGUUUCAUCGAAUUCGCACGACUAACUGCGAAGUCGACAAGACCGCCGAUCGCAAGAACGAAUCACAGAGCGGCGUGAUCGCGGAUCUGUUAGAUCUGCAAUUCGAACUGAACUCACUACAGCAGGGCAUUCACCAGAUGGACAAAAUUACGCCGGAAAAUCCCGUACCGUCUACCGACGAUCUAUUCGAGACCGAUCCGUUCGGUGAUUCUUUCGCAAACAUGAAGCUUCAGGAUACAGUUCGUCCAAUUUUGCCACCGCCUCCCUCCUCGACAAAGAGAGGCCAUUUGGAACGACAACACACUGUACCGGUACCACCCGCAUCGACCACUUCCAGUCCGGCGACGACGUUAGUUAGUAAAACACCACCACCGCAGAAUACGAUUCACUGGUUCGACAAGGAGACCGAAAAUCUCUUCAACGACAACGAGAUAACGAAUCUGAGUAAAAAUUCGACAACGAAGAAGGACGAGGAGGAGAACAGCUCGGUGGAGACCACACCACGCAAUACUCAGACGAAAAGCCCGCAGAUCGACGUGUUCACGGAAUUGGAUCCGUUGGGGACCGGUCUGAUCAAGCCUUACGUAGACAAGAAGGACUUUUUCCAGCACCUGAAAAAUCCACCGAAAAAGGUCCUCAAGGAUCUGGUGUCUACUAGUUCCACCGACAGCUUUCCGACGAAUUUCAAUAUCACGACCAGUACAGAUUGCAUAGAGUCGACAAAGACCGAUCAAUCGUCGAAGGACAGCGAGGAUAGCAACUUUGCCAAUUUUGAUCGAUUCGACGAGAACGAGGCGAGUCAAUCCUCUCUGCAAAAAAUUGAUUCGCCACCGAAGAAAGAGACGGCCUCUCGGGCGAUACAUCAUCAGCCUCUAUCGGUGUCGUUGCCACCGGAGGAGACGACGUUGCCCAAAGGAACGAAUACGUCUACGAUCGCUUCGGGGGGGAGCUCGAUUCUUCGCAGCAUGGAUAGAGACUCGACGGAGUCGACGCAGGGAUUGGUGAAGUUACCGAGUCCGAAAAAGUAUCUUCAGUCAGUACGAAAAAGGGACUUCGACAUCGAUUUGCCAGGCGGCAAGACACAACCCGUGGAAUCGAACAAGCCUUUCCCGGUAGAUUUCUCAGUGACGAGCGAGUCGCCGGCAUCGCCGUUGCGUUCUUGCUCGUCGGAUGCCAACUCGCGUCUAUCCAGCUCGAGUGCGGAACUAGACCUGGUCCCAGAACCACCACCCAGAGGCGCAGGUAGCAUUCUUAUCAAUCCGCCACCUUUACCGCCGAAGAAACAAGGGGCCCGAGGGGGCGCGAGACCGCCGCCUAGACCCCCGCACACGGAGGGACAUUUCCAAUACGAUUUUCCGCCACGCGAGGCUUCGCCUUCGCCCACUAAGAUCGCCAAGGAUAAAAAUAAAAGCCCGCCGAAAGACAUCAAGAGUCAUCAGUUCGACGACAACUUCAGUCCGCCUCCGCAAAUAUCCGGCAAGUCGGAUCUUAUGAUUACGACGACCACUGCCUCCGCCUUCGAGGAUUCCUUCAAUACGAUGAUAUCCACGACGUCAUUGUCGUCUGUGCCCUUUACCAGCAGUACGACCAUCCCGGCCACAGACUCCAAGAGAAUGAAACCGCCUCUCGAUAUCACGCUCAGCCAGCUAACGUCGUCAUGGACGAAUCUGGACGAGUUGGCCUCCAGUCUCGGCAUGACGGUCCAGCAGCUGACCAGUCUGACUUUGACACAGCUCACGCAAUGUUUGGCGAAUUUGUCAACAAAGGAAACCACCGUCGACGAUGGGGAUGAAGCUACUGUUCCGCCAAUAACGACAACGUCAACGACGAUGAAGGAACAAGCGGUGAUUUCACCCAAAUCUACGAUGUCGUCGCUAUCAUCGUUGGCGUCAAAGCCGCUCGAGACGACGACUGGAUUAAAUUCGACUUCCUUCGUAACCUCGGAAUCUUUUAAAGCUAACUAUGAACCAAAACAGGAGUCUACAUAUGACAAAUACGCAGUUUUCCGCGAAUUGUUGGAGAUGGAGCAGAUGGAGCAGAAGGAAGAGACGAAGAUCGAAGAGACAACUGAAAAAGAAGAGUCGCUCAACAACAGCGAGCAAACUUCCGACGAAGUGGAAGUUCAAUCUGAAAUACAGACCAGCGAUAGCAUCACGAAUUCUAUAGCUUCGUUGGUGAAUCUAACCGUCAAGCUGCCGGCCAAGAAUGAGAAUUUGUUGAACGAAGGGUUCGCGAAGAUGGACGAGACAGUGACUAGCUCCCUUGCAAAUCUGACAGCGGAAAAGGAAAAGCCGGCAGAAAUCGAAGACAGAGAAAUCGAGAAAGAGAACGAAGUGAUGGCGGAUGCGGAUAUCACGUCUGAUUCGUCUACGGUCCAGCAGACAGAGAUAGAUGUUGAGGAUGAUGAGAAAACGCAAACCAUCAUGGAGGCGGAAGAGAGGGCGGAAAAUUCUGAGAGAGGAAGCGACGCCAAUGGCACUUCGUCUGACAAGGUCGGCUCGGAUAUACUCAACGAUGAAACGAAUGGCUCAUCUGUGGCCGAAAGAUCCUCGACGGAGGUGAAAUCCUCGGCGUCAACGUCGAGCGACAGAUACGCUGCCUUACGAGAAAUAAUCGGCGAACCAGAACCGGUGCCAAUCAAGAGGGAUGACGAAGAAAUAAUAAGUUCCGCCCGGGCGUCGCCGGUAAUACAGCCUCAGCAACAGAUUCAACAAUCGAGGAGUAUGGCCGAAGUGGAAUUGUUGAAUUUGUUUUCGGACAACCUGCCGCCACCGUCGAGUCCCAAUAUUUCAGCUAAGAAAGAUUCGGAAGAUCUAAAGGCCGUGGCGAUGGACAUCUUUGAGGAAAUCAAGAUGUUGAAUACCGGCACGCAUCGUGCCAAGGAAACCAAGCCGCUUUCAGGCUUCGAAGAUAUGUUCUGCCCGUUCGCAGAGACAACACGGUUAGACAAAGAUGACAACAAAGAGGACAGCAAUUGGGCGAAAUUCGACACGGGUAUCUUUGGCUCGUCCGACAGAUCAUCGUGCGAGGGACAACGAUCGAUAGGUGGCACUUCGCCGUGGUCACCGGAUGGCAAGGAUUUCCACAGGGAGAUUCCGUUCAAGGGAAGCGGCGGUUACCGACACUCGGGGGAUAGCGACAACGAAUGGAAAGACGAAGAGGAGAGUGAAGAGAGCAAUGGCAGGGUGCGAGGAGACGGCAGAUACUGGUCCGGAUCUCGGCAUCCGCGAAUCGACGCGCCCGGCUUCGAGGAUAGGUCGUUUUACGACGAUGUUGACAAGCGAGAUCGCAGCUUCCGCGAUCGGAUGGGCAGGAAGUCACGUGGCGCGCCGUGGGCCAAGAGCAGCGGCGUUCAUCGACCGCGCGACCCGUCACCCUGGCACGAAGAGAGUCAGUGGGAAGAUGAAGGUCCGCGGCGGACCUAUCCGCAUCGGAAGAUGCAACCCUACAAAGAUGAUGAAGAUCAGUACGAAACGCAUUGGAAGUGCCGGCCGAAACCACCGAUACCGCCGCAGCGGUGCAAUUGGAGUCACGAUUCGUACUACGACGACGAGCGUAAACGGAAGCUGAUGCUAUGGAAUGAGGAGGAUCGGUUUGGCAGCAGUCAGGAAAGCUGCUACGACGAGGAGGACCGGUGGAGUAGGAAAAGAUGGGAGAGAAGACGAUGGGAGGAGGAGAGCAGAUUCUGGGGGAGAAGGGGACCUCCAGACGCCGAUUAUCCUAUGAGAGAGGCGUACUAUUACUAUCGCGAUAGCCGAGAGAGACCUCACGAUUAUCCGUCCUGGGACGAGGAGUACGGCCCGGAACGUCCAGGCGACGACUCGCCCAGGUACAAUCCGGCGGGUAGGAAGAGAUACUGGCCGAAGAGACCUAACAGCGCGAACGACGGCCGUAAUAGCGAUAUGUUGUACGCGGAUCCGCGCAAGUUCGGCGCCUCCAGAUCCGAGUGCAGCGACAAUGACUCCGAUCCGUAUUUGCGACCCUCCCAACGUUCCAGGAGCCGCGAGAGCUACUGGGGCAGCGAUCAGGAAUACGACAGCUGGGUGGAACGGCCCUAUUGGUCCGAAGGUCCCGACUCAAAGAGCGAGACGAUGCAUCGCAAACGGAUAGCCAGGCACAAGACGCGACAAGUGCAAAAGACCCAGAGCCCGUUCGAGGACGACUUCGCGCAGAGCAUCGAGCACAUGGAGACACCCGGCGUCGGUUCGAGCGGAGCGGCGGAGCCGCUGGCGCCGAUGGACGCGCGCGUACGAUUGGACACGGCUGAUCAGAAACGAGAAUUGCCGCCCGCGAGUCCCUCAUCCGGCGUCAGGAGCCUCAAGGAUCCCAGGCGGGAUAUCCCCGUGCGGGAGUACAGCAAACGAUCGAGCUACUUUGAGGACGAUCUCACGCCCACAGCGAGCGCGUCCAGCGACGCGUCUGAUCGACAGAGGUUGUCAUCCGAACUCAAAGCCACACCGGAGGAGUUGCCGUGCGACACCAAGGACCCACAGCAGCCCAUUGACGGCUUCGUCUCGGAGGACAGUGGCCGCGACUCCUUCUUCAACGGCGACCUAAGAUUCGACGACGACGCCUUCGUCUUCAAGUCCGAGCUAGACGACAAUGUGCCGGACCACCGUGCCACUACGUUACCUCUGAAGAACUCCAGGCAAGGAAAAUACGGGCCGGGAAAUAACAAUAAUAAUAAUAAGGCCAGGGGCGAUCAAUAUAUCAGAAAGUCGGAGUCGGUGAAUAUCUUCGCGAGAGAGAACGAUCCGUUCGACGGAGACGAUUUCUUCAACUGAUCUGUCGAGCGCACGACGACAGUAAGAGUCGCUCGCUAAAACCCCGCAUUGAAUUCGGUGACACUGAUGUGGACUAGACAAUUGGAACUUGGAUAAAUUAGAGGGAGAAGGAGAGAACGAGUAGGAGAACAAAGAGAUGGUUUUCAUUGCACACUCGGAAAACGUCGGCGGAUCGUGAGAAACGGUGGAAUCUACGCUACGAUACUUGGUUCUCCUCUAGUCGGAACUCGGCUAUAGCAAAUUUUAACGUAGCGAAAUUAAGAGAAGAGUUUUGGAAUGCGGCUCGAACAUAUCCGAAGGAAUUGUUGUCAACGGCGAGUUUUUCGCGCUUCUCUUAUUUCACGAAAUUCUUUUAAAAAUCUGCUCUUAUACGUCUCAGAGAGUCCGGUACACGAUUAUAAAAUUUUCUUGUAUUUUAUCUUACUAUUAGAUUGUUAUUAGAUUAAUUCGAAACACAUAUGCCUGCACUUCUCGAUGGAAACAAAUUCGUUUUCCUGAAGAAAAGGCCGAAAUGCGAUAUUUGCGAAAAAUCGAUUAUCUUCAAGUUUUUGUUCAAAAGUUCUGAUAAAUUUCGAAACACAGCAAUUCCAUAAAGAAACUAGUCACUAUUCUAAUAAUCUGUAUAUAAUAUUAUUGAUGUAUUAGAAUCAAUAUGUCUCUUCUCUUAGAGAGUAGAGAGAGAGAGAGAGAGAGA
Molecule: messenger RNA, 6693 nt
Organism: Pogonomyrmex barbatus (red harvester ant)
Lineage: Eukaryota; Metazoa; Arthropoda; Insecta; Hymenoptera; Formicidae
Gene: Dab
Product: DAB adaptor protein
Cellular component (GO): cytoplasm
Source: RefSeq, a predicted model, not a curated record